AUGGCUGAAUACGAAGAAGGCUACGAGUACGAUGAGUAUGGGGAGGAGGACGCUGGGAUCACGGCCGAGGACUGCUGGACGGUUAUCUCAUCGUUCUUCGAGUCCAAAGGUCUAGUCUCACAACAGCUCGAUUCUUUCGAUGAAUUUGUGUCUACGACGAUGCAGGAAUUGGUAGAGGAGAACUCACAACUCACCCUCGAUCAGAACAAUCCACCACACUCCGAAGACAACCCUAUCACCGUUCGAAGAUAUGAGAUCAAGUUUGGUACGGUCUUGUUGUCGCGGCCAGCAAUGACAGAAGGCGAUGGAAGUACACAAGUCAUGCUACCCCAAGAAGCGCGACUGCGAAACCUGACCUACUCGAGCCCUCUGUACCUCGAAAUGACAAAGAAGGUAUCGGUGGCUGUGGAGCGCGACAUUCCUCUCAAUGAGCUUGAUGAAGAGCAGGAGGCAGAGAUGGCCAGAAGUGGCGAGAUUCCGACAAGACUGCUCUGGGAAGAUGAAGAUGGUGGACAGGUUGGGGAUAAAGGAGAGCCGGCAAUGGAUCGGGUCUUCAUUGGGAAGCUUCCCAUUAUGCUGAAAUCGAAAUACUGCAUAUUGAAGGAUCUCGAUGAAGACGAUCUCUAUGCCUGGAACGAAUGUCCAUACGACCAAGGUGGUUACUUCAUCAUCAACGGCAGCGAAAAAGUCCUGAUCGCGCAGGAGCGCAGUGCAGCGAACAUCGUCCAGGUAUUCAAGAAGGCACCGCCCAGUCCUACUCCAUUCAUUGCCGAGAUUCGAAGCGCUCUCGAGAAGGGGUCGCGUCUGAUCUCAUCGAUGACCAUCAAGCUUUUCGCAAAAGGCGAUGGUCAGAGAGGUGGUUUCGGCCAAACUAUCAAAUCAACUUUACCAUAUAUCAAGACCGAUAUCCCGAUCGCUGUCGUAUUCCGAGCGCUCGGUGUCGUCUCUGACGAGGACAUCUUAAACCACAUUUGCUAUGACCGUACAGAUACCCAAAUGCUGGAGAUGCUGAAACCCUGUAUCGAAGAGGCUUUUGUCAUCCAGGACCGAGAAGUUGCCUUGGACUUUAUUGGCAAGCGUGGUAGUGGAGCGACAUUGACCCGUGACAAACGUGUCAAGUACGCUCGCGAUAUCAUGCAGAAGGAGCUGCUUCCCCAUAUUUCUCAAAAGGAAGGCAGCGAGACCCGCAAGGCGUUCUUCUUGGGCUACAUGGUCCAUAAGAUGUUGCAGUGCGCUCUUGGUCGUCGCGAAACUGAUGAUCGAGAUCAUUUUGGAAAGAAGCGAUUGGAUCUGGCCGGCCCGCUACUUGCGAAGCUUUUCCGAAGUUUGUUCCGCAGACUUACUCAAGACGUCUAUAAAUACCUCCAAAGAUGCGUAGAGAACAAUCGCGAGUUCAAUCUCACGCUCGGAGUCAAGGCAACUACACUCACAAAUGGUCUCAAAUACUCCUUGGCCACAGGAAACUGGGGUGAUCAAAAGAAGGCAGCUAGCUCAACUGCUGGUGUCUCCCAAGUACUCAACAGAUAUACCUUUGCUUCUACUCUUUCUCAUCUACGCCGAACUAAUACCCCUAUUGGCCGUGAUGGGAAAAUUGCGAAGCCUCGUCAACUGCACAACACUCAUUGGGGUCUGGUCUGUCCAGCUGAGACUCCUGAGGGACAAGCUUGUGGUCUCGUCAAGAAUUUGGCACUCAUGUGCUAUGUGACCGUUGGUACUCCCAGCGAUCCUAUCAUCGAGUUUAUGAUCCAGCGGAACAUGGAAGUUCUUGAGGAAUACGAACCUUUGCGGUCGCCGAACGCCACCAAAGUCUUCGUUAAUGGUGUCUGGGUGGGUGUUCACAGAGACCCAGCCCACCUCGUCAAGACUGUUCAGAAUCUUCGAAGAUCCCACUUAAUUUCUCAUGAAGUCUCUCUGAUUCGAGAUAUUCGAGAUCGAGAGUUCAAGAUUUUCACAGAUGCCGGGAGAGUUUGCAGGCCGCUAUUUGUCAUCGACAACGAUGUCGAUAGCCCUAAUAAAGGCAACCUAGUUCUGAACAAGGAUCAUAUUCGAAGAUUGGAAGAUGACCAGGCCAUGGCCGCCAAUUUGGAUGCGGAGGCAAAAGCAGAGCAAGGCUACUUCGGUUUCCAAGGACUGAUCAAUGAGGGUGUAGUGGAGUAUGUUGAUGCCGAGGAGGAAGAGACAGUCAUGAUCGUCAUGACCCCAGAAGAUUUGGAUAUUUCAAGACAACUCCAGGCUGGAUACCAGAUUCGCCCGGACGAGAGUGGAGACUUGAACAAGAGAGUGAAAGCUCCAAUGAACCCUACAGCGCAUAUUUGGACUCAUUGUGAGAUUCAUCCAAGUAUGAUUUUGGGAAUUUGCGCGAGCAUUAUUCCCUUCCCAGAUCAUAAUCAGUCUCCCCGUAAUACUUACCAAUCCGCUAUGGGCAAGCAAGCUAUGGGAGUGUUCCUCACAAACUUUGACCAGCGUAUGGACACCAUGGCGAACAUUCUGUACUAUCCACAGAAGCCUCUUGCAACUACUCGUUCUAUGGAGUUCUUGAAAUUCCGAGAACUUCCCGCCGGUCAGAACGCCAUUGUCGCCAUUGCUUGUUACUCUGGAUACAACCAAGAAGAUUCCGUCAUCAUGAACCAGAGUAGCAUCGAUCGUGGCCUUUUCCGAAGUCUGUUCUAUCGUGCCUACACAGACCAGGAGAAGCGUAUUGGCAUGAAUGUGGUUGAACAAUUCGAGAAGCCAUUUAGACAAGAUACAUUGAAACUGAAGCAUGGGACUUAUGACAAGCUCGAUGAUGAUGGAAUCGUCGCGCCAGGUGUUCGUGUUUCGGGAGAGGAUAUCAUCAUCGGCAAGACUGCGCCAAUUGCACCAGAUGCCGAAGAGCUUGGGCAGCGUACAAAGGCACAUGUCAAGCGAGAUGCAUCCACUCCCUUGCGUAGCACGGAGAACGGUAUUGUCGACCAGGUCCUCAUCACAACCAAUGCCGAAGGUCUCCGCUUCGUGAAGGUACGAAUGCGAACAACCAAGAUCCCACAGAUUGGCGAUAAGUUUGCUUCUCGUCACGGUCAAAAGGGAACUAUCGGUAUUACCUACCGACAAGAGGAUAUGCCUUUUACUAGGCAGGGAAUCGUGCCGGACUUGAUCAUCAAUCCUCAUGCCAUUCCGUCUCGUAUGACAAUUGCUCAUUUGAUUGAAUGUCAAUUGAGUAAGGUCUCCACGCUCCGAGGUCUUGAAGGUGACGCUACACCCUUCACGGAAGUCACUGUUGAUUCAGUUUCCAAGCUCCUCCGUGAUCAUGGGUAUCAAUCUCGUGGCUUUGAGAUCAUGUAUCAUGGCCAUACUGGACGCAAGCUUAUGGCACAAGUAUUCCUGGGUCCAACUUACUACCAACGUCUUCGUCACAUGGUCGAUGACAAGAUCCACGCGCGAGCCAGAGGGCCUGUUCAGAUUCUGACAAGACAGCCAGUGGAAGGUCGUGCUAGAGAUGGUGGUCUUCGUUUCGGAGAAAUGGAGCGUGAUUGUAUGAUCUCUCACGGAGCAAGUGCUUUCUUGAAGGAGAGAUUGUUCGAGGUAUCGGAUGCUUUCAGAGUCCACGUUUGUGACAUCUGUGGACUUAUGACACCGAUUGCUAAACUUUCCACACAAUCUUUCGAGUGCAGACCUUGCAAGAACAAAACCAAGAUUUCUCAGAUCCACAUUCCCUACGCUGCCAAGUUACUCUUCCAAGAGCUGGCAUCGAUGAACAUCGCAUCUAGAAUGUUCACCAAGCGAUCCGGGAUUUCAGUUCGCUGA
Messenger RNA from Hyaloscypha bicolor E, 3783 nucleotides. RefSeq names its product putative DNA-directed RNA polymerase II subunit RPB2. Gene Ontology annotation, molecular function: DNA binding; DNA-directed RNA polymerase activity; ribonucleoside binding. Gene Ontology annotation, cellular component: RNA polymerase II, core complex. The record is from RefSeq and is a predicted model, not a curated record. NCBI's taxonomy places the organism in Eukaryota, Fungi, Ascomycota, Leotiomycetes, Helotiales, Hyaloscyphaceae. Bases 1 to 3783 code for a protein of 1260 amino acids. Gene Ontology annotation, biological process: DNA-templated transcription. The transcript is spliced from 3 exons.